AUCGUUACUGGAGGGGGUGCAGUGCGGCUGUGAGCUAGAGUAAAGGGCUAGGGAGAUGGAGGAGGACUGGGGGUAGUUUUCCCUUACAUGAUUAUUAUCUUAACAGGAAAAAUACUAUUUUCAGAACGACUGCAGAGUCGCAUGUUCCGCUUUUCGUUUCCAGCUUGAAGUUUUAUUACCGGCCCAGAAGGAGGAACAUGAUUUGACUUCCGAUGAUUUCUUUGGUUUGCUUUCUCCUCGUAAAGUAUAUGAGCAAGUGGAAGAAAAAAAAUGUGCUUCUAUUUUCCUAAGGAAAAAAACUGGGCUUUUGGUAUCUGACGGAUAUAUUUGGCCUGUUGAAGGGGCAUAAGGACUCGAAACGUCAACUCUUUUCUUCUCCGCCGAUGCUGCCAGACCAGGUUUUCCAGCUAGAUCACAGCAAUCUAAUAUUCGGGACACACAAUUGAGUACUUGGACCAAAAGGAUCUAAUCAGAGGAAGCCAGCAUGGAUUUGUAAUGGAUUUACAAAACAGGCGUGGUAAACAGGCUGAUUAUGCACUGGUGCACAGUGACCUUCCAAUAUGGAUGAACAAGCCACGAAAGAAAUUAUUCUUCCCUUUUACAUCCAUCGGCUCCUUUUCAUGUUGCUGGUACUGAUGACUGUACUAAUGCUGAUUCUAAACUUGCGUAACAUAAAGUAUGAUAAAUAUUUAGCUUCUGGAUCAGAAUCCAAAUGGAGGAGUUAUCCAACUCCAAAGUCUUAUUCCACAAUGAGGCAGAAAGUAGGAACAAGGAAGCUCCCUUGGACACACAGACUGUUGCAAUGUGGCUACCAGAAUCACAGCUUCACACCUGAAGAAAGGUCAGAGGGGACAUUCCUUAUGAAAAUGAUUGAAUGGCCAAAACCACCCAGCCCUGCUGUGCCCUUUCAGAAAAGCAGUGACCCAGCACAUGUCCGCUUUGUAAUUUUAAAUUCUACAAAGACUUUCUAUGUUGGGGAUCAGUUACAAGUGAUGCUGCAAAUGAUUGAUUUUGAAGGCCACCCAAAGCAAUAUGGGGGUGACUAUCUCCAAGGCUGGAUCCACACUGUAGAUUUAAAAGCUGGUUCAGCAGGAACAGUUGUAGAUAACCAAAAUGGAUUUUACUAUAUAAAUUUUAAUUUAUCUUGGCCAGGGAAAGUUGAAGUGUCUGUUUCCCUCGUUCAUCCCAGUGAAGGGAUCCAAGUGCUUGAAAGGCUACGCAAGGAACGACCAGACAGAGUGUAUUUUAAAAGUGCCUUCAAAUACAGAGGUGCUUCAGAGACCACUGUGUGUAAUCUUUGUUUGCCACAAACUAAACCGCUCUGUAACUUUACUGAUCUCAGGACUGGGGAGCCCUGGUUCUGUUACAAACCAAAGAAGCUUCCCUGCUCUGCUCGUAUCAACCAUUCUAAAGGAGGAUAUGAGAAAGGUAUCUUAACUGGAGAAGAGAUGCGUUAUUUCCAAAGUGAAGUCAAUAUCAAGAGGCCGAUAUUACCCAGUUCUACAAGUUAUAUAACUGUGGAGCCUUUACCUCGGGCAGCCACAGCUCUCGGAGAAUGUGCCCGGGGAAAGCCCAUGCUAUCACCAUCUGGUUUUUAUUAUAAGGACCAAUGGAUGUCAACGACCUGCAAUAAUCGCCGGUUUGACACUCCUGCAAGAAUUACAGACUGUCUUCGCAGAAAAAAUAUUUAUCUAUUUGGAGAUUCUACUGUGCGCCAGUGGUUUGAAUAUUUGACUGAAUUCAUUCCAGGUCUCAAAAUAUUCAAUCUUGGCAAUCCUAAAAAUAUUGGCCCUCACCUUGCUGUGGACUUGGAAAACAACAUCAUGGUAGAAUAUCGACCUCAUGGCCCACCAAUCCGAUUCAACACUGUUUCGAGCCAGGACUUGCACUACGUUGCAAAUGAACUGGAUGAAAUUAAAGGAGGAAAGGAUACCGUUAUAGCCAUCACCUUAUGGUCUCAUUUCAGCACUUUUCCAGUAGAAGUCUAUAUCCGAAGACUACAGAAUAUCCGGAGAUCAAUUCUACAAUUGUUAGGCAGGAAUCCGGAUACAGUGAUUGUUAUGAAGACUGCCAAUGUCCAGGCCCUUCCAGGAGAAGUCAGCCUGUACAACAGUGACUGGUACUCCUACCAACAUGAUUUAGUGAUGAGGAAGAUGUUCACAGGCAUCAAUGUGGCAUUUGUGGAUGCCUGGGAGAUGACAAUAGCACAUUACCUGCCACAUAACUUACACCCUGAACGAAUCAUUAUAAAAAAUGAAAUAGACAUGUUUCUUUCGUAUGUGUGUCCUUCCAGAAAGAGAUAAAUACUGUAAUAGAUCUGUUCCAAACAGGUUUUAGGAGAACAGAAGUCAUAACACCAUCAAGAGGUCAAGGACAGGCAGAGACCACCCAAACCUGUCCAUAUUGACGAGGAACGAGGUGGAUACCUCAGAGAUGGAGUGCCAGUGCCCAGCUUGUCCCAUG
Messenger RNA from Carcharodon carcharias (great white shark), 2463 nucleotides. Its product is annotated as NXPE family member 3-like. Bases 561 to 2303 code for a protein of 580 amino acids. The transcript is spliced from 8 exons. The record is from RefSeq and is a predicted model, not a curated record. Lineage: Eukaryota; Metazoa; Chordata; Chondrichthyes; Lamniformes; Lamnidae.